AAAUACCAAGAGCGCUUACUCCGCUGCCAGACUUUGGAGCUUAAACAAGUUUGGAAUACCAGCAAAAAAGCAAAGAAUUUUGUAACCAUGGUCGAGAAGUUUGUCGGGACGUGGAAGAUGGUUUCCAGCGAGAACUUUGACGACUACAUGAAAGCCAUUGGUGUCGGCUUCGCCAUCCGGCAGGUGGGCAACCGUACCAAGCCCAACUUGAUCGUGACAGUGGACGACCGGGGCGCCAUCAGCAUGAAGACGCAGAGCACGUUCAAGACGUCCGAGAUCAAGUUCAAGCUCGACGAGCCCUUCGAAGAGACCACCGCUGACGACAGGAAGACGCGGAGCGUCGUCAGCUUGGAGAACGGCAAACUCGUGCAGAAGCAGACCUGGGACAGCAAAGAGACCCGCAUCGAAAGAGAGGUCACUGAUGGCAAGUUAAUAGCGAGGUGCAUCAUGGGAGAUGUGGUGGCAGUGAGGACAUACGUGAGGGAGGCGUGAUGACGUGGCCACCGCCGCUAGCACCACCGUGCCGGACCCAUGACAGGCUCAGUUUCAUGAGUGUCCAUUUUGUCUAGUUUUGUAUUGGUGUGUUUACUCCAAAAUCCUGAAAAUUGUGCAAAUUUCAAUAAAGCUCAUUUGUCAAA
Messenger RNA from Syngnathus typhle (broad-nosed pipefish), 638 nucleotides. RefSeq names its product fatty acid binding protein 4a (gene fabp4a). Gene Ontology annotation, cellular component: nucleus; cytosol. Lineage: Eukaryota; Metazoa; Chordata; Actinopteri; Syngnathiformes; Syngnathidae. Gene Ontology annotation, biological process: fatty acid transport. Gene Ontology annotation, molecular function: fatty acid binding. The transcript has 4 exons. The record is from RefSeq and is a predicted model, not a curated record. Bases 88 to 492 code for a protein of 134 amino acids.